This is a messenger RNA of Passer montanus (Eurasian tree sparrow), 1898 nucleotides long. RefSeq names its product basic proline-rich protein-like. The transcript is spliced from 2 exons. The record is from RefSeq and is a predicted model, not a curated record. Lineage: Eukaryota; Metazoa; Chordata; Aves; Passeriformes; Passeridae. The coding region runs from base 312 to 1445 and encodes 377 amino acids.
CCAGCGCCGCGGGCUGUUCUCCGCCGGAGCCGCUCCGCUGCCGAGCGCGGGGGCUGGGCCGGGGGGGCGGGCAGGUGGGCAGCACGAGCCUGGCACGGCCACCCCCGCUGUCCCCGUGGUGUCCCCGCGGUGUCCCCGCUGUGUCCUCGUGGUGUCCCCACGGCUGGGAGCAGCGGGAUCCCGUCCUGCUCCCAGCAAGGAGAGAGCUGAGGGGGGGUCUCCGCAGCCCUCCCGUGGGGCUGGGGGCGCUGGGGGGCAGCGCCCCGAGGUUCGGGGUCCUGGGGAGGGGAAACGGCCGCGGCUCAAAGCGAAUGAGGAGCCAGAGAGCCAGAAAAAACAGCGGCGGCUUCGGUGGCACCCGCGGGGCCCCCCGCGCCCUGCCCGCCCCUCCCGGGCUCGGAGCCCCCGGGAUGGGGGCACGGGAACCCCCCGGGGGAGCCAGAGCUGGGGGGACACGGGAGAGGGGUCGGGGGGGUUGGGGUGGGGGCAGAUGUGGGGUGAAGGCAGACCUGAGGGAACCCGAGUGUGGGGUGAGCCCAGAGCUGGGGGAGGUCAGAUGUGUGGGGGAUCCCGAUGUGGGGCGAGCCCAGGUGUGGGGCGAGCCCAGACACGGAAAAAAACAGAUGGGGGGGGAACACCACCCCAGAACCUGGGUGAACCCAGACCCGGGAAAAGCCGGAUCCCAGAUGUGUGCAGAUGCAGAUGUGGGGUGCCCCCAGGCCCUGGGUGCGAUGGCAGCGCUGCGGCCCCGCUCUGCCCCGGCUCCCCCCGGUCUCCCCGGCUCUCCGCGGUUCCCCCGCACCCCCCGCAUCCCCCCGCGCUGCCGUUGCCAUGGUUACGGCCAUGCAAGUCUGCCCGAGCUGCAUCCGCCGCUGCAUCCCAGCGAGCCGUGGGGGCGGGGACGGCCCCGCUGCCCCCCCCCGCCCUCCCCCACAGACCCCAAAACCGGCUGGAGACCCCUCCGGGAGCUCACCCCGAGCCCCUUCCAGCGGGACCCCCCGCGCUCACCCCGCCCUGAGAGCCGAGCGGGGGUGAGCGGGGUGGGAGCAGCACCCGACUCUGGAGGGUCCAAAACCCCUCCGUGCCCCCCAUCCCCAGGGGGUGGGAGCUCAUCGGGCACGGCUGGAACGCCUGGCAGGGCAAAACGCUCCCCAAAAACCGCGGCCCUCCCCCCGGAGCCACCCCCGAGCUCUCCGGGGGGAAUUCUGCUGCCGGCGGUGAAGCAACGCCGGGAUAAAGGGAAGGAGGGGAUUUCUGAUGGAAAGUUGCAGACAGCCCUGGCAGGGCCGGGAUUCCCCCCCCGGGUUCUGCUCCCGGCUCCCCCCUCGCAGGGACCAGCCCCUGCCCCACCCCGCCCGCGGGGAAUUUCGGUUUUCCAGGAAUUCCCGGGGGUUCAGGCAGGACCUGGGGAGAGGGAGCAGCCACGGGAGCGUUGGGGGUGUUGAUGCUGCAGGUUCCUGAUGAGGUUUUGUAAUUAAUAUUCCAUCGGGACGAGCGGGGCGGGAAGUUCGUGGCUCUCGGGGAUGAUUUCAGUGCCACAAACAACACCCCCAUCACCUAAACGCUCCUCAAAGUCCCUUCCGACCCAAACCGAGGCGGUUUUAGGCGCUCAGCAUCCCUCCGGUGCUGCCCAUGGCGACACCCAGGGUCGGUUUGGGUGUCCCUGUCUGUCAGUCCGGCCCCUUCCCCCCUCGUCCCGGGCACGCAGCGGCCUCUUCUCCCGUCAGAUGUCGCUGAAAGGGAACAAUGCCACGUAUUGUCUGUCCCCGCUCGGCGCUAUCAGCCCCGGCAGCGCAACAAAAAGCCACAUUGACUCGCGGGGAGAAAGGGGCCCUCACAUCCCGCUGCUCCCGGGGGAGGCAGCGCGGCCCCGCAGCGCCCGGCCCCGCUCCGAGCCC